CAACAUUUUACUUUCCAAGAUUAAAUGUCGAUUCAUAAAAUUAAUUUCAAUUUUUCGUUUAUUCACGACUGGUUUGAUAUAAAUAUAUAUAUAUAUAUAUAUACCUUUGAACUGCAAGCUAAAUAUAGACAGUCUUAGAGAUGAUAUUGUCUAGUAAAGGGGAAACUUUUUUUCAAACAAAAUUUUCAUAUGUUUUCAUUAAUAUAUUUAUUUUAUUGUAAUUGAAUAAAUAUAGUGUGUAUAAAAAAUAGGUAAAUUUUCUUAGCUUUUUUAAUGAUUAGUUUUUAAUUCGAUAAAUUUAUUCAUCCCAUUAUACCUUAUAAUUCCUUCACUGAGCCUUCAUUUAACAAAAUGUACUGUCUUUCUGAUUUUAACUCAUCAUGAGCUCUUUUCUAAAAUUUAUUCGGAGUAAAAAUACAGAAACAAUCCGAAUGUGUAUUAGAGUGUAUUUAAGCAAAGCAUAUUAAUCAAAUUAAACAUACUGCACAAAAUGUUUCAAGAAGGAGAUGAGAUAUUCUUGACGCAGAAUCGUUUUUCCCAAGAACCUGAUGAUCCAGCUGAAGACAUAUGUUCCCUAUUUGGAUUGCCAGUUCCAGAUGAAUUAGAAGAUAUACAAACUGCAGACUUUCAAUUGCUUGACCAAGAUGAUGUAUUUAGCCUCAUUGGAAACGGUAACUCAGACCAAGACCUAGAAUCGGCUGAAAUCGACGAGGACCUAGCUGCAUGGGCUGAACAAAUCGAGACCCAACAUCCAUCCAUCGCCAUUGCUGCAACUGAAACUGGUCCAGAAAACAGCAACAAAAGAAUAAAAAGAAUCGUGUCUGACGACGAGAUUAAAAGAAUUGCAGUUAAAAGUACUGCUGAUAAUACAAAGAAAAAGAUGAGAUGGGCUACAAACGUUUUUAGAAAAUGGCAGUUGGAAAGAAACGAAUUGGCGAAACGCGACGAGAAUAUAAGUUGUAUUGAACCUGAUAUAGAAGAAAUGACAAAAGAUGAACUGUGUUACUCGUUAUCUAGAUUCAUAUGCGAAGUUAUAAAAGAGAAUGGUGAAGAUUAUCCGGGUCAAACAGUAUACACGUCUUGAUUAACAUUCAAAUGCAUUUUGAACAACAAGGGAAAUGUUACAAAUUCCUGAACGACGAUGCUUUUUUACAAGUUAAAAAUACCUUGGAUUACACUAUGAAACAGAGGGCCGCUGCAGGAUUAGGCAUUAACAAGAAAAAAGCAGAAACUAUUUUAGUUGAGGAAGAAGAACUUUUGUGGCAGAGAGGGAUACUAGGCGACAGUAAUCCAGCAAGGCUAGUAGACACAAUAGUGUAUCUAAUUGGUUUACACUUCGCUCUUCGGGCUGGAAAAGAGCACAGAAACUUGAGGAUGAAGAAUUCCCAAAUUACUUUGCUGGAAAGAAAUGGAGAGACUUGCCUGAGAUAUUCAGAAGAUAUCUCAAAGAGUAACCAAGGGGGAUUAAAAACACGAAGAAUUAAGCAGAAACAAGUCUACGCCUACGAUGAUAGAACCAACCAAGAGAGAUGUAUAGUUCGACUAUACAAGAAAUACAUUGAUCAUUGGUAAGUAUAUAGAUAACCUUUAUUUGUAGCACAUUUAAUGACUUAUGUUAUGUAUAAAUUAUGCAACAAAUUACUAUAACAUUUCAAGCAAUUUACAUUUAUCAAGCUACGUCCAAAUACGAAUAAUUCAGCCCAUCCAUGUGAUCGACUUUCCCACUUGCGAGUAAUGUUACAAUCGAAAAGCAGCAGAAAAGACGACUAAAUUAUUAUGAUAAACUACUUCUAUGAAGUUUUUUUUUUUAUCAGGGACAUACCAUGUUCUUCGACAAUGACCCCAAAUGUUCUUUUUUAAUGACAUCAUGCCCAUCCAAAACAAUUAUUUGUUUACUAAAAAUUCAAAAUCAAAUAAUUUAUAUUUAUAAGAACUCGUACCCCUGAAAAGAUGAAUGGUAAGUGUCUAAAUUUAAAAUGUGAAUUUGGAGGCGAUUAAUAUUUUU
This is a messenger RNA of Mytilus californianus (California mussel), 2005 nucleotides long. RefSeq lists its product as uncharacterized. The record is from RefSeq and is a predicted model, not a curated record. The transcript has 2 exons. Bases 491 to 1084 code for a protein of 197 amino acids. Lineage: Eukaryota; Metazoa; Mollusca; Bivalvia; Mytilida; Mytilidae.